Propithecus coquereli (Coquerel's sifaka) is the source of this 966-nucleotide messenger RNA. RefSeq names its product zymogen granule protein 16B (gene ZG16B). Lineage: Eukaryota; Metazoa; Chordata; Mammalia; Primates; Indriidae. Bases 1 to 876 code for a protein of 291 amino acids. The transcript is spliced from 5 exons. The record is from RefSeq and is a predicted model, not a curated record.
AUGGCGCAUCCGGACACGCGGGGCUGCACCAGCCUGCUGCCCUCGGGCCAGGCCCCUGCGCGGGAGCCCUGCCCGCCCUCCCACCCCCGCAGAACCCCCACUGAGGAUGCCGCCAAGGAAGAACUUAGCAACCUGCCCGCGCGGCAUGAAGUCAAACUACGGGUGACCGGCCCUUCCACGGAGAGUCCGGCGGGGUCCUCAAGGCUGCCCGGGUAUAAAGGCCAGGCGGAGGGCGCCCAGCACAGCAAGAGUCGCCGGCGCAGACUGUCCGGUGGGAGUCAGGCGGCCUCUCCUCUCCUCUCGAGAGCCCUGGACGCGCCACAGGCCAUGCUGCUGCUGCUGACUCUCGCGCUCCUGGGGAGCCGCCCCUGCUGGGCCGCCCAGCAGUACGGGUUGGGAGGAGGCCUCUCCUUCAGUACCUCUGGGAGCCACAAUGGUGAAAUCACGGGGCUGCGGGUGUUCAUCGGUGGUGUUAACAACAUCAGAGGCAUCCAGGUGAAAUUUGGAGACAGCUGGGAUGAUCGACGUGGUGCCUCGGGUGGGAUGAGCCAGGAACUCCUCCUGUGGUCGGGCGAACACAUCACCGAGAUCCACGGCUCAUUUGACUUGUUACUCCAUUACCUGGCCGUGUGCACUGACCUGAGAGGCUGCGUCUCCUUUGGGAAGAACAUCGGCAAGCAGUUCUCCGCCUUCCCCAGCCAACAGGGACAGGUGCUCACGGGCAUCUUUGGCCAGUACGGACUCCUCGGCCUCAAGGGCAUCGGCUUUACUUGGGAUUUCCCGGCAGAGGGGGACACCACCCCAACAGAGGAGGACACCACCGCGACAGAGGAGGACAACACUGCAGGAGAUGAUGACAGGCUUAUUUGGCAAUAGUUACGGGGCAGUGUGCAAGGUCACUGACACUGAAGCCAGCUGGGGUGUGGUGGGCUAACAGUCCUGGGGUAAGGGAGUUGUGACGCUGAA